This is a messenger RNA of Microdochium trichocladiopsis, 2061 nucleotides long. RefSeq names its product CwfJ C-terminus 1-domain-containing protein-like protein. The coding region runs from base 106 to 1722 and encodes 538 amino acids. Gene Ontology annotation, cellular component: post-mRNA release spliceosomal complex. Gene Ontology annotation, biological process: mRNA splicing, via spliceosome. Gene Ontology annotation, molecular function: RNA lariat debranching enzyme activator activity. The transcript has 3 exons. The record is from RefSeq and is a predicted model, not a curated record. Lineage: Eukaryota; Fungi; Ascomycota; Sordariomycetes; Xylariales; Microdochiaceae.
CCUUGCGCCAGGUACCUGCGUCCACCUGCAGACGUUCUCCUCUGAAGUCGCGCCGGCAUACUUGAAGCGCAACGGCGUGACAUCUCUGCACUCUUGCCAGGCAACAUGGCUGCCAAGAUCAUCGUGCUCGGCAGUCUGAAUGGCAGCUUUGAGACUGCGUUUAAGAAGCUCGCCGCCUUGCAUGCCAAGCAGGACUUUGCCUUUGCCAUCAUCACCGGCAACCUCUUCAGCCUCGAGCAAGAUGAUGAGGCGCUGACACGCCUCCUCCAAGGCCAAGUGACGGUGCCACUGACGACUUACUUUACAGUUGGCACAUCACCUCUGCCCCAGCGUGUCCUUGAUCGGCUGCAAGGUGAUGAAGACAUCUGCGAGAAUCUUCACUAUCUUGGCAAGCGCAGCGUCACCAAGACUUCGGAUGGCAUCCGCAUUGUAGCCCUUGGUGGUGCGCUCGACACAACGAUUGUCGGAGGCCAGUCCAAGGAGCAGUAUAUGCCGCUGCAUACUGCAGAUGACGCCAAAGCUCUACGUGGCGCGAACAGCACUGACAUCCUGCUGACAGCUUUGUGGCCGGAUCAGGUGUGGAAGAACUCCAAUGCUCCUCUCUCGCCAGACCACCAGGCAUCAGUCGCCAGCUCUGCCGAGGUCGCUAUGCUAUGCGCUGCACUCAAGCCGCGGUAUCAUUUCGCCACGUCGUCAUCAGAGUUUUUCUACGAGCGCGAGCCUUUCUUCCAUCCUCCGCCCAGCACAGACUCGGAUGCGAUCGCCAUCACACGUUUCCUAUCACUGGCUCCAUAUGGUAACACUGCCAAGGCGAAAGCUCUUUACGCUUUCAAUUUGCAAGUUGGCGAGACGGCCACUGCCGUCCCACAGGGUAGUACAGUAUCGCCGUUCAUGACUAGAAGCGCCCUGGGCAAGCGCGGAGCAGGAGCGGCGGAUCAACGGGCAGAUGGUCAUGGCCGUGACGGUGACAAUCGCCGACGUCGCAAAGCACCACGCUCACCGCCGCCCGGCCCAGACCGCUGCUUCUUCUGUCUCAGUAACGCCAACCUAGACACGCACAUGAUUUGCUCCAUUGGCGAAGACGCAUAUGUGACCACUGCCAAGGGACCUUUGCCGGCGUCCGACACUUUCGCCGAGCAGGGGAUCGCAUUCCCAGGUCACCAGCUCAUCAUACCUUUGUCCCACGAGCCGACGAUUCGUGCAAUGGCUGCCGAUGCUGAGAAAACCUAUGCAGAAAUGGCACGCUUCAAGGAGGCACUGCAGGCCAUGGUAUCAGCGCAAUCCAAACACAGUCUAGGAGCUGUCACUUGGGAGAUCAGCCGCCAGGGUGGAAUACACACCCACUGGCAAUUUCUGCCAGUGCCAGCGGAACUGCUGCGCAAGGGCUUGGUCGAGGCAGGCUUCAAGGUCGAGGCCGAGAACCGUAAGUACCCUGCACUGGAAGACACUUCCCUAGGCUCGGGAGUCAGUGAGACAAGCGACUUCUUUCGGGUCUGGCUGUGGUCCGAUGAUAGCGACACCGGCAUCCAAGGCAAAGAACUCGUCAUGCGUCUCGACGACAGCUUCCGGUUUGAUCUCCAGUUUGCUCGGAAGGUCAUGGCAAAGCUCCUCGGACUGGAACAGCGACUCUACUGGCAAGACGUGGUCCAAUCGGUCACGGAGGAGACUGCAGACGUCGAGAAAUUCAAGGAGACAUUCAAGCCUUGGGACUUUACUGUCUGAGGCGAGCAGGCGCGACAGGAGUCAUACAAAGUUUCUGGAGCCAUGUACAACAGGCGUCACGGAAAGCCGGUUAGGCUGCAUUUAUGGAGAUAGCUGGCGUUUGGCGUCUUACAAGAAAAGCAUAAUUGAUUUCACAUGGAGGCUACAACAAACGACCCGUGGUGUCAGUGACAGUAAACAGCUCGAUGAUCGGCAAGGAAGGGCUCGGUGUAAGCACCGCGGGUCGCAGUUCCAGAGUUGAUAUCAGCCCUUCAUAUCAAGUUGCAAGUACUGUCCAAUCAUUGCACUGUCUCGGGGCAAGGCAAGCUGAUGUGCUUCCCAACGAUUAGCAUUCGCGAU